UAAUACCCCAAAUGCGAAAGCCCCUAACCCCACGCAUGCAUAUAAUAUUACUUUUCUUACUCUGUUCCAACGUGCCCUUUCUUCACUCUUCCCUCUUUCUCGCUCUCACCUUACACCUCUCUGUUUCCCUCUUCAUUUCGAUUCUUCUGCAUCUGGCAAGCAGUUUGUGAUGAAGAUUGAGUAAGAGAUUUAUUUUUUCUAUGAGGUCAAUCAAAUCAUGGAGGUGGUCCACGAGAAAAAGGAGUUUCUUGCCUAAUGGGAAAAUCAAGUUUGAAGAUGAAACAACUGCCUUUUAUGGCGGUUGUUUGUAUAGUAAUGUUGUUUGUUGUGUAUAGGACUCUAAAGUAUCAAAGUUACCAAGAAGAGAUAGACAAACAGUGGAAUUUCAGGGAAGAUGAAAAGGCAUCUUCUGAAACUUCUGGAAAUCUGAAGGGCUUACCACGGGGUAUAAUACAAGCUACUUCAGAUUUUGAGUUAAGGCCUUUAUGGUCGCCAAGUAGUUUGAGGUCAAAGGUUAGUGUUUACUCCAAUCGCAACUUGCUGGCAGUUCCAGUUGGUAUUAAACAAAAGCAUAAUGUAGAUGCCAUGGUGCAGAAGUUUCUUCCAGACAAUUUCACAAUUAUUUUAUUCCAUUAUGAUGCCAAUAUGGAUGGAUGGUGGGAUCUUAAUUGGACUAGCAAGGCCAUACACAUAACUGCUCAAAACCAAACAAAGUGGUGGUUUGCAAAAAGAUUUCUACAUCCAGAUAUAGUUUCUAUUUAUGAUUAUAUCUUUCUCUGGGAUGAGGAUUUAGGGGUGGAACAUUUUUCUCCAUCAAGAUACAUUGAAAUUGUGAAGGAAGAAGGAUUGGAAAUAUCACAGCCAGCCCUUGACCCAAAUUCAACAGAGAUACAUCAUAGAAUUACAGUUAGAGCUAGGACUAAAAAAGUUCAUAGAAGAGUCUAUGAACUCAGAGGCAGUACUAGGUGUUCAGAGGCAAGUAAAGGGCCCCCAUGCACUGGGUUUGUGGAAGGUAUGGCUCCUGUUUUCUCUCGAUCUGCCUGGUAUUGUACUUGGCAUCUUAUACAGAAUGACCUUGUCCAUGGAUGGGGAGUGGAUAUCAAAAUAGGAUAUUGUGCACAGGGAGAUCGCACUCAAAAUGUGGGAGUUGUUGAUAGUGAAUAUGUUGUUCACAAGGCAAUACAAACUCUGGGUGGUAGUGAUGAUCCGACUAAAGUUUCAAAUCGGCAAAGGACAACUCCGAAACACGGUGUGGCGGCCUUCGAUCAACGAGUUGAGAUACGAAGACAGUCAACAUGGGAACUUGAAGUCUUCAAAGAGCGGUGGAAUAGAGCUAUUGCUGAGGACAAGAACUGGGUUAAUCCAUUCAAGAGUGAUAAAAAACGCACGAGACAAAGGCGGAAAACCAACCAGUUCUCUUAGCAAUUUUUUUUGUCUAACCUGGUUUCAUAUGUUAGGGCUUCUUCAUUCAUAGGGCAUUAAUAAUAUAUAUAGGCAUAAUUUAGCUUUUGUAGCUGAAUGAAUUCUCUAUUCAUUCAAUUUUGGAACCUCAACAUUUAUAUUCUUUUGUUCUUUUCAUUCAUGUCACAAAUGCUUCCCUGUCUCUUUUUUUCUUUUUUUUCUAUUUGCCAUACGAGUCUUUCUUUGAUAUUUUUUAUUUGGAUGUAAGUUAUCAUACAUGCAUCCUUAGCUUUAUCAUAAAAGAUAUAAUGAAGAAGCUUCCAUUCUUGUAGUGCUUAUGGUUUUGGUGGUUUAAGUUCAUUAACUAAACCAUGCUCAACAUUCAUUUUUGGUAUGCUGGAAAUGUGAACAAGUGUAUUUUGCUGAGAUUAAUCAAAUUGGGUUGUUGGCUCUCUCAA
Molecule: messenger RNA, 1859 nt
Organism: Glycine soja
Lineage: Eukaryota; Viridiplantae; Streptophyta; Magnoliopsida; Fabales; Fabaceae
Exons: 16
Coding region: 256-1422 (388 amino acids)
Source: RefSeq, a predicted model, not a curated record